This is a messenger RNA of Brassica oleracea var. oleracea, 1523 nucleotides long. Its product is annotated as putative dual specificity protein phosphatase DSP8. Lineage: Eukaryota; Viridiplantae; Streptophyta; Magnoliopsida; Brassicales; Brassicaceae. The transcript has 6 exons. The record is from RefSeq and is a predicted model, not a curated record. Bases 287 to 1288 code for a protein of 333 amino acids. Gene Ontology annotation, biological process: protein dephosphorylation. Gene Ontology annotation, molecular function: protein tyrosine/serine/threonine phosphatase activity; phosphatidylinositol-4,5-bisphosphate 5-phosphatase activity.
AAAAAAAAAAAUUCGAUCCCCAAAUUCGAAACUUUGAUCUUAGGGUUUGAUCACAAUCUUCGAUCGGCUCAUCUCCGUCUCGUCGUCGCCGGCGUCUGAUCGGAUCAUGGUGGUGAAUUCCCAGAAGAAUUUGAAUUUGUCAAGAUUUCGAUUUCAUCUCUGCGAAUCGUGUAAUACGCUAUAGGGUUUUCGUUUGUAAUCGUGUGUAUAUAAAAAAAAGACUGGUGAUUUUUUAGGGUUUGGGAGGUUUUUGGAUUGUGUGUUUGUUUGUGUGUUUGAUCGGAAUAUGUAUAUCGAAGAAGUGAGUGAGAAAGGGGAGAGAUCGGUAGAGGAGGAGGUUGGUGAUGGAGAUAAGGCGGUGUUGGUGAGCAGUGGAGACGUGGUUGUGUUGACGACGAAGAUGGCGUUGGUUGGUGUUGGCGCUCGUGCGUUGUUCUAUCCGACUUUGAUUUACAACGUUGUGAGGAAUAAGGUUGAGGCUGAGUUUCAUUGGUGGGAUAGGGUUGCUCAGUUUAUAUUACUGGGAGCUGUUCCGUUUCCAUCUGAUGUCCCGCGGCUGAAGGAGCUUGGUGUUUGUGGAGUGAUCACCCUGAAUGAGCCUUAUGAAACUUUGGUUCCAUCAUCUCUCUACAAAUCUUACUGCAUUGACCACCUGGUGAUUGCCACGAGAGAUUAUUGUUAUGCACCUUCCAUGGAAGCAAUAUGCCAAGCUGUUGAUUUUAUCCAUAGAAAUGCUUCGCUUGGGAAGACGACUUAUGUUCACUGCAAGGCGGGGCGGGGCCGCAGCACAACUAUCGUCUUAUGCUACCUGGUGCAACACAAAGACAUGACACCUGAAGAAGCAUAUGCCUACGUGAGGUCAAUCAGGCCUAGGGUGAAACUAGCGUCCACCCAAUGGAAGGCCGUUCUUGAGUACUACAACGUCAGGGUGCUGAAUACCACCCAAAGUUCUUUAACUGAUGCAACUUCAGCUUUGAUCCCGAGAAGUACGAAGCAGAUGUGUUCUGGGAAUGUGGUUGUGUUUGACGAUGGCUCGGUGGUGGUAGUGACCCACUCGGAUGUAGAGGGCUAUGAUGAUGAUGACUCAAGGAGGUCAAUGAAUGUUGCUGCUGGGAACGAGUUAUGGGCAGCAGCUGCAGAUCUGAGCAUGGUGUACAGGGUGAAAGUGGUGGGACAAGCUGCCUUGGCGAGGAUCUCGUGCAUGUGGCUGGGCUUGCGCGAGGAUCACAAGCUCUCUGGGAAAAAUCUUUCCAUGAGAGGUAUAAGCGUCGACAUUUCUGUCUACUGAUGAUGAUGAUGAAAAAUGAUGGAAGGUGAGAGUCUUGGCGAGUGUAGUGAAUGUGCCCUUUUCACUGUGCUCCCGCAGUAAAAAAAGAAUAUAAAUAAUAAGGGGUCAAAUUAGAUUAUAGAAGACAAAAAGGUUUGUAAACUCUGCAAACAAAAAAAAAGACUUGGUUUUGUGGUCUGGGUAAUGUAAUGAAAUACAUGAAUUAAUCUUAUUUUCAAAUAUCCAAGUUUAAGUU